This is a messenger RNA of Hyaloperonospora brassicae, 1065 nucleotides long. The record is from the annotation of a GenBank genome assembly. NCBI's taxonomy places the organism in Eukaryota, Oomycota, Peronosporomycetes, Peronosporales, Peronosporaceae.
AUGUGGACUCGCGUGCAAACGCACUACUCGGCGCUGGCUGCGGCCGAGAAUCCGGCGGCUAUUCCGCGGGCUGGAGGCGCUCUACAGACCCAUUGGUCGUCCUUCAUUCGGCCUGAUAGCUUUUUCUUCAUGUCGCUUCUUUUGACGGUGGAAACAGAGGAGCACGAGGCGUGGAGCGAAGAAGAGUACAUUCAGGAAACGUUGAAACGCUUUGAGACCAUUCGAAAGGCCGAAGAGGCUGAGGCGAUGCGUACAUAUGAUGAGGCCAAGCACCAAGCGGCGCUGCAAAACGCGGACGCGUCGUGCAAGCCUCGUGUCAAAUCGACGAAAUUCCGCUACGUCCAUUGCAUCUCGAUAUUGAGAACGAGCAAACGCUUCAUGCACGCUGUCAUGCUGGAAAAGACACUGCAAAUGAGACACGCGCCCGCUCAUGAACGACAACGUCGCUCGAAGUCUACUUCUCGUGCUGAGGUCGCUGUGGAAGCAUCAGCGGCUUUCGAUGAUAGCUCGAAGCAGCACGAUAGGUCUUCUGCAAAACAUGAGCCUUCGGUGAAGCGCUGGAAGAGUAGCGACGCAUUGCCUGAGCAAGCUACAAGUUUGGCUUCUGACUCGUCUCCUUUGACAGUGCUUCAUGGCGAUUCCAGCGAUGAAGAGACAUUGACGGCCAAUGGUACAGCAACCAUACAUGCAGUGCCGGCGCCGACUGCUGCGUCGUUCAGUGCACGACGGAACGACAUGCCUCGCGACAGGGACACACUGAACAGCAGAACGUCGUCGAUCGGUUCACCAAUGCUUCAAUUACAGCGCAAACAGCAGAAGGCCAACUACCGUCUGAAGCUCCUCACUGAGCUGCGUGGCAUCGUGGAAACCAUCUCGCACCUCGCGAGUCAGAUCGCGAGUGACACGGCAGCUCCGAUCGGCAUGACAGCUGGCAGCAGAUUGGACCCGACACUGGCGAGAGAAGUGCAGCAAGACCUCCACUUCUUUCGCGAGCAGAAACAUCGUUUGAGGCAGGAGCUGGAGGCGCUCGAUGGUAUACGAGGUCGAGCACGUGUUGACAGUUGA